Didymodactylos carnosus is the source of this 1617-nucleotide messenger RNA. The record is from the annotation of a GenBank genome assembly. NCBI's taxonomy places the organism in Eukaryota, Metazoa, Rotifera, Eurotatoria, Philodinida, Philodinidae.
AUGUGGAAAACCUAUUUGUAUCAUUUACAAGAACAGGCUCCUCAUCCAAAACCUAUUCAAUGUAAACAUCCUGUUCCGAAUCGUCCAAAACAAUAUGGUUUAGAAUUUCAUGGAUUUAUUAGUCGACAAGAUGUUGAAACAUUAAUGGCAGAUAGUGAAGAUGGAUCAUAUUUAGUUCGUGAAUCUCAAAAUCCACCAAAUUCUUAUACUUUGGCUAUUAAAUUUAAUUUUGAAAUUAAAUAUUAUAAAUUAUAUUAUGAUCAAUUAAAUUCACUUCAUUAUGUUGGAGAAAAACGUUUUGACUUAAUUGAAGAUUUAGUUCAUGAUGGUCUUAUAUCAUUUUAUUUGGAAUCCAAAGCGAGUGAUUAUAUUGCUUUGAUGGCUUGUGAUUCAAACUGUUAUCAAGAAAGUCCCUAUGCACAAUAUAAAACUCAGCUAUUAAAUAGACACCAAAGACAACACCAAACAUUUCAUCAAAUUGAAAAUAAGGAUUCGUCAUUGAACAGUGCCAUUCGUCAAUGUGCUCGAUCUCAUGAUUUGAAUUAUUUAACCGCAACACCACCAAAUCAAUCACAUCAUUUAUCAAAUCAACGUCACAGUACAACAGAAUUAUUAACAUCAAUAAAAUCUUCAUCUUUCUCUCGUAAUCAUCCAACACCACCACAUCUUCAACAACAUUCUUCAGCCAUGACAUCUUCACUGACAUCAUCAAUUGGUCAAACAAUUUCUUCAAAUAAUAAAACAUCCUCUUCAACAUCUCAACAGUCAAAUCCUCUAUUUUUUGAUCGUAUUCUAAUAAUGCAAUCCGAAAAACAACAUAAUUUUAAACUACAUUCGUUUAAAGGACCACAUUGGUGUGAUUAUUGUGCAAAUUUCAUGUGGGGAUUAGUCUCACAGGGUGUCAAAUGUUUAGAUUGUGGAUUUGAAGCACAUAAACGUUGUUCAGAAAAAGUACCACAAGAUUGCGUUCCUCAAAUGAAAUAUAUUAAGAGUAUAUUUGGUGUUGAUUUAACAACUCUAAUCAAAGCUGGUAGUGGUAGUUCAUCGAAUUCCAUCAUUCCCAUUGUUGUUGAUAAAUGUAUAUACGAGAUAGAAACACGAUCAAAAGCUUUGGAUACAGAUGGACUCUAUCGAAUACCCGGCUUUAAUGAUGUUGUUGAAGAAAUUAAAUAUCAAUUUGAAAAAGAUUCUGAUACAAUUGAUUUAUCCUAUCAACGAUAUCCAGAUAUACACGCAAUUGCUUGUGUUCUUAAAUUAUAUCUCAGGCAAUUACCCAUUCCAUUAAUUACAUUUGAUGUUCAUACUCAACUUCUUGAACAUAUGCAACAACAAUCAUCUAUUCCAUUAUCAUCUCGAAUUCAAACAUUAAAACAAAUUCUUCGUAAAUUACCACCCGCUCAUUUUCAUACAUUAAAAUUGUUAUGUGAACAUUUAUUAAAAGUUAGUCAACAUUCAAACAAAAAUCAAAUGUCUAUCGAUAAUUUGGCUAUUGUUUUUACACCGACUAUAAUGCGUUCAGAAAAUCCAGAUCCUCUCAUUGCAUUAAAAAAUUCAAAAUGUGAACAAAGAUUAUUAGAAUUAUUAAUUGAAUAUUGUCAUGAUUUAUUUAUACCUUAA